Oncorhynchus mykiss (rainbow trout) is the source of this 2120-nucleotide messenger RNA. The record is from RefSeq and is a predicted model, not a curated record. NCBI's taxonomy places the organism in Eukaryota, Metazoa, Chordata, Actinopteri, Salmoniformes, Salmonidae.
UCUGAGCGGAGCUCGGGACGACAGCCAGGGCGCAAAGAGCAAGCGGGUUGAAACCGGAGUAGCCUGAACUGCUUGUACAAGGAAGUUCGUUGCAAAAAUGAAGUUGGCUGAUAUUAUCCUCACGUGAAGACAAUACGGAAUAUGGAGAGAGAGUGACAACAGAAAAUGACAAAGACGUUGUCAGAGUAAAUGAGCGUACUGACUCUUAACAGAGAUGGUAGUGCAUGUUUUAAAGCGCAUGCGCCGUCCCUGCCUCUAGAGCAGCAGGUAGUUCUAUAUAUUUAGAAUUAAAGAUCCAAAGUUUUUGAAGUUAUUUAUGGUGCAUUGCAUACUAAGUGCACAGCAAAACGCGCGGUAGAAUAUACAAUAUAAAGGGGUGUGUAGACACGCUUGUCCCAGGAGUGUGAAGUGGCGUAGUGUGUGUCAGAGCCAGGUGCAAGCACACGCAGUUUGUUUUGACGGGGGGAGUUAUGGAAUAUGAGGAGCCCGAAUCACCCGAACACAUCACUACAGAAGAGCCAAUCAAAAGAGGAGACACUGUGUCCAAGAAGACUCAUUUGACUCAGAUUGAGGUGAUUCCCUGUAAGAUCUGUGGUGAUAAAUCAUCAGGAGUUCACUAUGGAGUCAUCACCUGCGAGGGCUGCAAGGGUUUUUUCCGGCGUAGCCAGCUGCCGUCCGUGUCCUACUCCUGUUCCAGACAGAGUAACUGUCCUAUAGACAGAGCCAGCCGCAACCGUUGCCAGAGCUGCCGACUGCAGAAGUGUGUGACCCAGGGCAUGAGCCGGGAUGCGGUGAAGUUUGGUCGGAUGUCGAAACGUCAGCGGGAGUCUCUGCGUGCCGAGGUGGAGAGACACCGUCAGCUGCAGCAGCAGCAUCUCCAGGCAGAGGCCCAGCCCGCCCUGCCCUACCCCAGCAAGGCAUACCGUUUCCGGACACCCCACCUGCUCCAGGCCCCGGCUCCGGCCUACUCCUUCCCUGGAGAGCCAGAGCUGCCACCCUGCCCGACAGAUGUGCUCCCCUACCUGGUGUGCUCCCCAGGCGAGUCCCAGGCUCCAGGUCUGGCCUACCAGGGCUCCUGUGUGUCUCCUGGUAGUGGGCACUCAGACGAAAGAGGGUUCGACUCCCGUCAGCCGUCUCCUGACCAGACGAUAGGGAUGGGAAUUAGACCGUUUGACCCAGAAGACCCCUACUGCCCUUACCGCCCCUCCCUGCUACACAUAGAGGAGCUGUGUGACAGUGUCGUGCGGUCCCAUAGGGACACCAGUCAGUUCAGACUAGAGGAACUACAGGCUCUGAGAUGGAAGUUGUUCAGCAGAGAGGAGAUCCAUGCCUACCAGAGCAAGUCAGUAGAUGAGAUGUGGCAGCACUGUGCUGUGAGGCUGACUGAAGCGGUACAGUACGUGGUGGAGUUUGCCAAACGCAUCCCAGGGUUCCGUGGGCUUGGACAGAACGACCAGAUCACCCUGCUCAAGACUGGAUCGAUGGAGGUGGUUCUGGUUAGAAUGAGCAGGUGUUUUAACACAGAGAACAGCACCGUCUUCUUCGAUGGGAAGUUUGGCAGCACUGAACUUUUCAAGUCUCUGGGCUGUGGUGAUCUGAUGGUGGCGGUGUUUGACUUCGCUCACAGUGUGUGUGCCCUGAGACUGACUGAGCAGCAGAUGGCUCUCUUCAGCUCACUGGUGCUCAUUAACCCAGAUCGCCCCUGUCUUGAGGAUAGAGGCAGAGUACAUAGAAUGAGAAGAGACUUGGAGGUAUGCCUCAGUCACAUGCUACGCAGAGACAACCAGGAGAGUCUUCAGCACAAGCUCUACCAGAAGGUGUCAGUGUUGCGGUCUCUGUGCAGUCUUCAUGUGGAGAAGCUGCACUGGUUCAGCCAGCGCUACCCGCUCACCGUCCACUCUGUCUUCCCUCCUCUAUACAAGGAGCUGUUCACCUCUGACCUGCCUUCUGUGGACUCCCUGUGAACUCCCUCUGAACUGCACCGUACAUGUUGACAGAUAAUUAGACAAAGAAACAUGCAUACAGUAGACAGACAGACACACACAAACACACACAGACACACAGAGACACAGACACUCAGAGACACAAACACUUACACAGAGACACAGACACUCAGAGAC